This is a messenger RNA of Peromyscus maniculatus bairdii (prairie deer mouse), 2697 nucleotides long. RefSeq names its product nectin cell adhesion molecule 2 (gene Nectin2). NCBI's taxonomy places the organism in Eukaryota, Metazoa, Chordata, Mammalia, Rodentia, Cricetidae. Gene Ontology annotation, cellular component: plasma membrane; focal adhesion; apical junction complex. The record is from RefSeq and is a predicted model, not a curated record. Gene Ontology annotation, molecular function: cell adhesion molecule binding. Gene Ontology annotation, biological process: coreceptor-mediated virion attachment to host cell; positive regulation of T cell receptor signaling pathway; positive regulation of natural killer cell mediated cytotoxicity directed against tumor cell target.
CCCAGGGUCGGCUUGGCGAGGAGGGGCGGGGCCUGUGACGUCACGAGCCCGGCCCGCUGGAGCUAAGCGAGGGGCCGGGGGGCGCGGAUCCUGAGAGCCAGGCGAGGGAAGCUGGGCCAAAAGAACUGAUCCGGGGAGCCGCGAGCGGCGGGAGCCGGCCCGGAGCCGGACACUUCAGGCCCCUGACCGCCCUCACAGCCGAUCGGUGAACGCGGAGUGGUCCCUAGGCACCCCCUGCCCGGGCCCAGUCCCUCCCCGGGCCCCCCAUGGCCCGGGCCGCAGUCCUCCCGCCGUCCAGAUUGCCACCGACGCUGCCGUUGUUGCCGCUGCUUCUGCUCCUGCUCCAGGAAACAGGAGCCCAAGAUGUGCGGGUACGAGUGCUCCCAGAGGUCCGGGGCCGCCUGGGAGGCACCGUGGAGUUACCGUGCCACCUGCUCCCACCCACGUCGGAGCGCGUCUCUCAGGUGACCUGGCAGCGCCUGGAUGCUGCGGUCGUGGCCGCCUUCCACCCAUCCUUCGGCGUGGACUUCCCCAACCCUCAGUUCACCAAGGACCGUCUGUCCUUUGUCAGAGCGAAAGAGGACACAAACGCAGACCUGCGGGAUGCCACGCUGGCCUUCCGGGGACUGAGGGUGGAGGACGAGGGCAAUUAUACCUGCGAAUUUGCCACCUUCCCCAACGGCACCCGCAGGGGGGUGACCUGGCUCAGAGUCAUAGCCCAGCCUGAGGAUCAUGCUGAAGCCCAGGAGGUCACGUUCGGCCCCGAGUCCGUGCCUGUUGCCCGUUGUGUCUCCACGGGGGGCCGCCCACCUGCCCGGAUCUCCUGGGUCUCAACCCUGGGUGGAGAGGCCAGAGAUACUCAGGAGCCGGGACCGUGGUCCGGCACCGUCACUGUCAUCAGCCGAUACUCCUUGGUGCCGGUGGGCCAAGCGGACGGCAUCAAGGUCACGUGCAGAGUGGAACAUGAGAGCUUUGAGGAGCCACACCUGCUGCCGGUGACCCUCUCCGUGCGCUAUCCUCCCGAAGUGUCCAUCUCUGGCUAUGAUGACAACUGGUACCUCGGCCGCAGUGAGGCCAUCCUGACCUGUAACGUACGCAGCAACCCGGAGCCCACAGGCUAUGACUGGAGCACGACCUCGGGCGUCUUCCCGGCCUCCGCAGUCGUCCAGGGUGCCCAGCUGCUUGUCCAUUCUGUGGAUCGGUUGGUCAACACUACUUUCAUCUGCACAGCCACCAAUGCUGUGGGGACAGGCCGUGCUGAGCAGCUCAUCCUGGUCCGAGAGUCACCCAGCACAGCGGGAGCAGGGGCCACAGGCGGCAUCAUCGGAGGCAUCAUCGCCACCAUCAUUGCCACUGCAGUGGCUGCCACAGGCAUCCUUAUCUGCCGACAACAGCAGAAGGAGCAGAGGCUUCAGGGGACUGAUGAGGAAGAAGAACUGGAAGGACCUCCCUCCUAUAAGCCACCGACUCCCAAGGCCAAGUUGGAGGAACCAGAGAUGCCCUCCCAGCUCUUCACACUGGGGGCCUCGGAGCACAGCACAAUGAAGACUCCAUACUUCGACGCCGGUGUCUCUUGUGCUGAUCAGGAUAUGCCUCGGUAUCAUGAGCUGCCCACCCUGGAGGAGCGGUCAGGGCCCCUGCUCUUGGGGGCCACGGGCCUGGGACCUUCUCUUCUGGUGCCUUCAGGACCCCCCGUUGAGAGGGUUUCCCUGGGUCUGGAAGACGAGGAAGACGAGGAGGAAGACUUCCUGGAUAAAAUCAACCCUAUUUAUGAUGCUCUGUCCUACUCCAGCCCCUCCGACUCCUACCAGGGAAAAGACUUUUUUGUCUCGCGGGCCAUGUAUGUGUGAGGCGCAGGGGCUCUGACCUCCCACCUUUCACCCUUGACCCCUCAGCUUUCCACCAGUGACCUGGGACACUCUGACUUGCAGCCAAGCCAGGGUCAGCUGUCUGUCACCCCUGCAGUCCACCUAUGUCUUGUUUAGUGGCUCCGCCAUGACCUCCAGCUUACGAUUUCUGACCCAGAUAAACCUGCAUGACUGGAAACCUGGAAAUUUUAUCUCCCGAGGCAGGGAGCUCGGACCUCUGCAUCACCUCUGACCCCUCAAGGACUCCUAAGACUGUGCCCCUCUGACCAUGCCACUCACUGCCCACCUCUAUCUCAACUACCCACGCAGUCCCAAAGAAGACCUUGGACUUGUCCUCAGGCAACAGAGUCCCCACAGGUCUGCAAAGAAUGGGGUCAGGGGUUCCCUGCUGCUCAGACCUGAGCCCUCCAGGCAGCAGAAGCCCACCUGACCUCUCCCCAUCCUCCUCCCCAAAGAUGAAAAGGAGAGGACUCCCCAGGGUAAGGUAGGACCUCCCCAUCUCCACCCACUCCUGCGGGCAGGAAUCUCAGGGUUCACACCCUCUCCUCAUCACACGGUACCCCAGUUCCUGUCUCCAGAGCAUGAAGCCCAGGCAGUGCUGGAGGGGAGAGCCUAAUGCAAGUGUGCCUUGCCACCCCAGGUUUGAGAGAUUUCCUCUUAUUUAAAGACUACUGAAACCUUUGAACCCCUACCCAGUGAGAGAAGUACACAUCCCUCUUUAGGGGGAGGGGUGUGUGUGAGAUGGGGCAUCUGGGCAUCUGGGUUGGGAGUUUGGGCAACAUUAUUUUGUAAGCAUUUCCUACAAAAUAUGAGUUUAUACUUUGAUAAA